This is a messenger RNA of Hansenula ciferrii, 1083 nucleotides long. Its product is annotated as GSK family serine/threonine-protein kinase. Gene Ontology annotation, cellular component: cytoplasm. Lineage: Eukaryota; Fungi; Ascomycota; Saccharomycetes; Phaffomycetales; Wickerhamomycetaceae. The transcript has a single exon. Gene Ontology annotation, molecular function: protein serine/threonine kinase activity; ATP binding; protein serine/threonine/tyrosine kinase activity. The record is from RefSeq and is a predicted model, not a curated record. Bases 1 to 1083 code for a protein of 360 amino acids. Gene Ontology annotation, biological process: signal transduction; protein phosphorylation.
AUGUAUGUUGAUACAGAAUUUGUGGCUGAUGAUGUCACAUCAAAUGCAACAAAUGUUACAAAGCAAAUGAUCAUUAAAGAAUACAAAAAGAUUGGAGAAGGUGCUUUUGGUACUGUUACUCAAGCAAAACUACUAGACGGUACUGUGUGGUUAGGUCCUUAUGCCAUCAAAAAAGUUCCAGCUCAAACUGAAUAUAAAAGUAGAGAAUUAGAAAUCUUAAGAUUAACAAAUCAUCCAAAUAUUAUAACGUUAGAACAUUUCUUUACUCAUAAAUCUCCAAAAGAUGGUAAAAUUUAUCAACAUUUAGCUAUGGAAUGCUUACCACAAACUUUACAAUUUGAAAUUCGUCUGCAUUAUUCAAAUAAAUUAGAAUUACCUUUAAAACAUAUCAAAUUAUAUACAUAUCAAAUUGCAAGAGCAAUGAUGUAUUUACAUGCAUUAGGAAUUUGUCAUAGAGAUAUUAAACCUUCAAAUAUAUUGAUUGAUCCAAGUACAGGUAUUUUGAAGAUUUGUGAUUUUGGUUCAGCAAAAAGAUUAGAACCAAGACAACCUUCUGUUGCAUACAUUUGUUCACGUUAUUAUAGAGCUCCAGAAUUAAUUGUUGGUUGUCAAUACUAUUCAACUCAAAUUGAUAUAUGGGGACUUGGUUGUGUAUUUGCUGAAAUGUUAUUAGGUAAAGCUAUUUUCCAAGGUGAUGAUCCAAUACUACAAUUAAGAGAAAUUUGUAAAUUAUUAGGUCCACCAAAUAAAUCAUUUAUUUAUAAUUCAAAUCCAAAAUAUGAUGGUCCAUUAUAUUCAAAACCUCUUUUCAAUGGUACAACAACUGCAAGAUUUCAAAAAAUCUUGGGUAAUGCAGGUUCAAAAGGUAUUGAUUUAUUAAUGAGAGUUUUAGUAUUUGAACCAGAAAGAAGAUCAAGUCCAAGAAGAAUAUUAGCUCAUGAAUUUUUUGAUGAUUUGAGAAAUGAUACACAAUUUGUUCCAAGAGGUUCUUCAACACCUGUUCCAUUACCAAAAUUAUUCAAUUUUAGUAGUUUUGAAUUAGAUGUUAUAGGUGAAUUGAGAGAAGCUAUUGCAGCUAAUUAA